Molecule: messenger RNA, 1171 nt
Organism: Selaginella moellendorffii
Lineage: Eukaryota; Viridiplantae; Streptophyta; Lycopodiopsida; Selaginellales; Selaginellaceae
Product: triosephosphate isomerase, chloroplastic
Exons: 9
Coding region: 63-1037 (324 amino acids)
Biological process (GO): glyceraldehyde-3-phosphate biosynthetic process; gluconeogenesis; glycerol catabolic process
Cellular component (GO): cytosol
Molecular function (GO): triose-phosphate isomerase activity
Source: RefSeq, a predicted model, not a curated record
CUGACGCCCCGGAAAAAGCUUAGAGAGCUAAGACGAGAAGUUUUUUAGCUCUUAGAUAGGCUAUGGCGGCAGCUCCCACUCUAUCUCAGGCUGCCAAGCUUAGGGUUUCUAGCGGCGUCUUCUCGUGCCCUCGGCAUUGCGGACUCGGCGUCCAGCGCCUUGCAUUCCGGAGCGCGUCCUCUCAGUGCGCCGAUUUGGGAUUCCGCCUCGUCCAGCAAUCAAUCGCGUGUGGAGCUUCUACAUCCUCGACCAGAGGCGUUGUGUCCAUGGCCGGAUCCGGAAAGUUCUUCGUUGGAGGAAACUGGAAAUGCAACGGUACCAAGGAGUCCAUUGCCAAGCUCGUGUCCGAGCUAAAUAGUGCAAAGCUUGAAAGCGAUGUUGAUGUGGUUGUGUCACCUCCAUUUGUCUAUCUCGACCAAGUUAUCGGGUCCAUUUCCAAUGGCAUUGAGGUCUCUGGCCAGAACUCGUGGAUUGGAAAAGGAGGAGCGUUCACUGGAGAGAUCAGUGCCGAGCAAUUGAGUGACAUCGGCUGCAAGUGGGUCAUCCAUGGUCACUCUGAAAGGCGUCACAUCCUUGGCGAGGCAAACGACUUUAUUGGCAAGAAGAGCGCUUAUGCUCUGGAAAAGGGCCUCGGAGUGAUCGCAUGCGUCGGAGAGAAACUGGAAGAGCGCGAGGCUGGAAAGACAUUUGAUGUGGUCUUUGAGCAGCUCAAAGCUUUCGCUGAGGCGAUUUCUGGCUGGGACAACGUGGUCAUUGCGUACGAGCCUGUAUGGGCUAUCGGUACCGGCAAAGUCGCAACACCGCAGCAAGCGCAGGAAGUCCAUGCUGCCAUUAGAAAAUGGCUCACGGACAACGCAUCCACUGAAGUUGCUUCGAAGACCCGCAUUAUCUACGGAGGCUCCGUGAAUGGAGCCAACUCCAGCGAAUUGGCAAAGCAGGCGGACAUUGAUGGAUUCCUUGUAGGGGGCGCUUCUCUAAAGGGGGCUGAGUUUGCAACGAUCAUAAACUCUGUCACGGCAAAGAAAGUGACCGUGUGAGGCAAUCGAAUGGAGGGGAUUUUGUUUCUCGGUUUGCCUUCUUCACCCCAGCAGAGACCCCAAGAACGAAAGAAGGUAAACCAAUGCACUUACCAAAGACUAUAAUAAAUAAAAUCAAAUUGAGAAUACUUAUA